Messenger RNA from Dibothriocephalus latus, 585 nucleotides. Lineage: Eukaryota; Metazoa; Platyhelminthes; Cestoda; Diphyllobothriidea; Diphyllobothriidae. The record is from the annotation of a GenBank genome assembly.
GGCUCAUGGAAGAUCCUGAACGGAAACGAAACGGCGACACUGCUGGGCUGGUGGAUUUGGACACAGUGGAGGAAACGAAACCCCACUAAGGAUCUCUCAAAGGUCUACAUGGUCUCAAGCACAGUGUCCUCGAAAAUUCUCCGCUCAAUCGCUCAGAAGGAAGGCUUCAACUUUGAGGAGACUCUAACUGGGUUCAAAUGGAUCGCCAACAAGGCUUAUGAUCUUAUGACCAAAAACCCCGGCACGGAAGUAAUAUUUGCCUUCGAAGAGGCCAUCGGGUUCAUGUCCGGAACUACCGUACUCGACAAGGAUGGCAUCGGUGCCCUGGCUGCUGUCUGUGAAAUGACCUCUCAUCUGUACGCUCAGAAGUCUUCGUUGGUGCAGCAAUUGGAGAAAGUUUUUGACACUAAUAUCGACUUUGCCGUUGGCUACACGAAGGCCUGGGGACACUUUAUAGGAAGGGCUGAUUUCGGGCCAUUGUCAGUUCAUGUCUAUUCAAUGAGAAGAUGGCGAAAAACUAAGGACGAGUUCCAACUGAGUACCCUUAUUCCACGCUUUUUUCUUGUCCUCAAGCGUACUGUUUAA